Henningerozyma blattae CBS 6284 is the source of this 984-nucleotide messenger RNA. RefSeq names its product Ccc1p (gene CCC1). The record is from RefSeq and is a predicted model, not a curated record. Gene Ontology annotation, cellular component: fungal-type vacuole membrane. NCBI's taxonomy places the organism in Eukaryota, Fungi, Ascomycota, Saccharomycetes, Saccharomycetales, Saccharomycetaceae. Gene Ontology annotation, molecular function: manganese ion transmembrane transporter activity; iron ion transmembrane transporter activity. The transcript has a single exon. Bases 1 to 984 code for a protein of 327 amino acids. Gene Ontology annotation, biological process: intracellular manganese ion homeostasis.
AUGUCAGUAGUAGGACUCAAAAACGUGGUAGUCUCCUUGGCUUCCAAAGUCACCAACAACAACAAUAUUGCAAACUCAUCUCCCCCUCUAUUAUCCCAAUCAUCAUCUAAUUAUGGCACAAACACUCUGUCAACAGAUUUGGAAUCAGGCUCAUCCAUGAAAAAUGGUUUGGAUCGUUCCAAUCUCCAGGACCAAGAUAUUAACAACCACCACCAUCUCGACGAAGAUUCCACCACAGAUUUAGAUUAUUUCCAUCAACAACACACUCAUACCCAUUUCUGGAAUAAAAUAUUCGGAGAGAUCGACCCACGUGUCAUUAGUGAUUUAAUCAUUGGGUUGAGUGAUGGUCUGACUGUUCCGUUUGCAUUGACUGCCGGUCUUUCAUCGUUGGGGGACUCCAAAUUGGUCAUCACCGGUGGAUUUGCUGAAUUAAUCUCAGGUGCCAUCUCAAUGGGUCUUGGUGGUUAUUUAGGUGCCAAGAGUGAAUCCGAUUAUUAUUAUUCGGAAAUUAAAAAGCAGAAAAAAAUAUUUAUAAACGAUUCCAUGCUAGUAAACCAUGAAGUAGAAGAUAUAUUGAUGGAGAUCAAUCCUGAUUUCUCAAAUGAAACCAUUCUUUCAUUUAUUAAAGAUUUACAAAAACAACCUGAAUUGAUGGUUGAUUUCAUCAUUAGAUAUGGUAAGGGUCUAGAUGAACCGGCUGAAAAUAGACAAUUGAUAAGUGCCAUCACUAUUGGUGGAGGGUAUUUCUUCGGUGGGGUCAUCCCAUUAUUACCUUAUUUCUUUGUAACUGAGGUCGGAAAGGGCUUGUUCUAUUCCAUCAUAGUAAUGGCCAUAACUUUGUUCUGGUUCGGUAUAUUCAAAUCUCAAAUGUCUAUGGGUGCUGAUUGUCCAAUUAAAAAACAGACUUUAGAAGGUAUACAGAUGGUAGCUGUGGGAGGUGUGGCUGCUGGUGCAGCUUGGUAUUUUGUUAAAUUAUUAGGUUGA